Molecule: messenger RNA, 5802 nt
Organism: Pelmatolapia mariae (spotted tilapia)
Lineage: Eukaryota; Metazoa; Chordata; Actinopteri; Cichliformes; Cichlidae
Gene: otud4
Product: OTU deubiquitinase 4
Exons: 21
Coding region: 236-4204 (1322 amino acids)
Biological process (GO): regulation of protein K48-linked deubiquitination; protein deubiquitination; negative regulation of toll-like receptor signaling pathway
Molecular function (GO): K63-linked deubiquitinase activity; cysteine-type deubiquitinase activity
Source: RefSeq, a predicted model, not a curated record
GUGAGAGCUAAAGUUGACUUUCACUUUCUGAAGCUGGGAUUCUGUCAGCGGGAUGAACCGGGCUUCCAGGAAAACGAAACUGGACGCUGUCACCGCUGACGCUAACUCAUUUUAGCUCGUAGAUGUCGUUAUGUAACUCUUUUUGGUGGCGAUAUUGACAACUUUUAGCGCAAAGUUUCGCCCCGCUUGACGUCCAAAACACGCAGGUAUCUUUAGCGGCUAGCCCCCUGCUAGCAUGGACGGCGGCGGAAGCAUGCAGAGUAUUGACGAGAGGGGUGUCGAGAAAUUAAUGGAUGACUACUUGAAAUCGAUCGGUUUGCAUCGGAAGAAGAUAGCCAAAGACGGGUCCUGUUUGUUUCGGGCUGUCGCCGAGCAGGUGCUGCAUUGCCAAAGCCUUCAUACUAAAGUCAGGGCGAAGUGUGUGGAGUUUCUGAAGCAGAACAGAGACACCUAUGAGGCGUUUAUUGAAGGUGACUUUGAGGAUUACCUGUGCAAGCUUCAAGAUCCACAGCAAUGGGUGGGAGAGGUGGAGAUCAACGCGCUGGCCGCCAUGUACAAGAGGGAUUUUCUGAUCUUCCAGGAGCCCGGCAAGCCAGCCGUCAACAUCACAGGCAACAACUUCAAGGAGAAGGUGCAGCUGUGCUUCCUGAACGGGAAUCACUAUGACAGCGUUUAUCCCAUCAGCCGGAUCAAGAACACCGCGCUCUGCCAGUCUGUCCUGUACGAGCUGCUGUACGAAGGCGUGUUUAAGGUGGACCGCAGCUAUUUGGGUUCCUGUCAGCGGAUCGGCCGACCCGCCGACCUCCUGAGUGACGACUGCAUGCCCGCCUGCGCCAGCAGCGACGACUCCGACCUGGAUGUAGACGAGGCGCUGUGGGUGGAAAAUGGAACCAGCUCUACUUCCACAAAGCACAACCAAAGCUACAGGGGCCGUGGGCGUGGGCUUCCUCCGAGGGUGAAGCGAUCUUUGAACCCGACAUUGCUCAGAAAUGUGGAGUACGAUGUUUGGCACAAGUCCAAGCGAGCCCAACAGAAGAUGGAUUACUGCAUCGCUGCUGGGAUGCAGUUCACUGUAGGAGACCGCUGCCAGGUUCGUCUCGAGGGAACCAAUCGGCUCUACAGCGCCGUCAUCAAGGAGGUGCCGGCCAAUAACCAGCCAGUGACCGUUUACAUAGAAGAUCUGGGCAGGAAGCAGGUGGUGCCUUUGUGGAGUGUCCGCCCUCCCAGUGAUGACAGCGGGUGGAGCAAGGUGGGCAACCGUGACAAGAGGCUCAGCAACGGGCACGGAGGAGAGUGGGAGGAGCGGGGCAAAGGCCGAGGAAGGGGGAAGUCCGUCGGGCCAUCAUCGUCCUCUGGUUCUCAGGCAGCGGCGCCGGGCUCAGGUGGCCGCAUGCUGAAGCAGCACUCCUGGCCCCCGCAGGCCACCGUAGAGGAGCAGGGCGGGGCCAAAACCAGCAGGAAGUCCGUGGGCGCGGCGGAGGUGGCAUUCGGCCUAACAGAGGAGCAGCGAUUGGCCAAAGAGGAGGAGGAGAGGAACGUGGCGUUGGUGGAGAUCCAGCUCAGAGACGAGCACAGCUUCCCCGCACUCGGCUCUCAGCCGGGGACGCAGGGAGAGGGAGGGAAGAGGAAAGGAGAGAAGAAACGAUCUCAGAGGAACAAGACGAAGAGCCCCGUUGAAGAUGUCAGAGCUCCGUCUCCUUCUGCCGGGGACAAACCCAAAUCCUCCACCCCACCUCUUACAGCAACCUCUACAACCACUACACCUGACACCAUGACCAGCCCCGCCCUUCCUGCUGCUAAGCCUUCUGACUCCACCCCCUCGGGGCUGAAUUUUGUCAAGGCCUUGAUGCCAAAUGCGAGCCCCUCUGUCAGCCUGCCACUCACUUCUGUAGCUCCGGCUGCUAAAACAAACACACCUUCCUACGCCUCAGCCACUGCUGCACCAGGCUCUCCUCCUCCUCCUGCUGCUCCUCCUGCUGCUAAACCUUCUCCAAAAGGCGAAGCACCGCUGCCUCCCUCUGUCCCAUCAUCCGCCUUCUCUUACAGCACCCCCGUUCUCCCCGCAGCUUCACCCACCUCCUCCUCAUCCUCUAAACUCCCCCCUGCAUCUGUUCUUCCUCCUAAGCCAACCACCUCUCCUCCUCCUUCCUCCUCAGUUCCUCCUCCCACUUUCAUCACUCCCAUCGCUUCCCCACCCACAGCUGCACCAGGCUUCCCCGCCGCCCGCUCCUCUCCACCUAUCACUUCUCUCGUCCGCUCUCAGACUCCACCCUCCUCCACCUCCCUAAUUCAUCCUUCAGCUGAAGUCCGGGAGGCUCCACCUGCUCCAGCUCCAACCACAAAUUCUUUACCAAAAUCUGGAGGCCCUCUGAUGGAAUCUCAGGCUUUCCAAAGUCAAAUUCCUCCACCUGAGGUCCAGACCCAGGUCUCUGUGCCCUCAGCUGAGGAACAAGCAGAGUCUUCUUUACCCCAAAUCCAGACUGAAAGUCAGGCUUCUCUACCACAAAUCAUGGGCCCACCCAUGAUGCUGAACGAGCCCCAGGAUCAGCUGCAGUCCGGCACAGAGGCGCCUGUCCCGCCUCAGACUGACCUCCAGCCCCACAUUCAGACCUCUUAUCCCACUCCUGUGGCUUCCUACCCCCAGGCCUCCCUUCCCCACCCCCCCGCCGAGGCUCCUCACCCCUCCCAGGUUCCACAUCCCUCCCUUUCUCUCUCUGCCUCCACCAUUGUUCCCCAGACUCAAACCGAAGCCCCACCACAACAGCACCAGUCUGCACCCGAGUCUCAAGCUUCACCUGCCUCUGAGAAGCCAUCCCCACCUCACCCCCCUCAUACUGCUCCUCCUCAGCCCCUCCCCGGACCCAUCCCCCUGCAGCAGAUGUCCCAGCUCUACCAGGACCUCCUUUAUCCCGGAUUCCCCCAGGGGGAGAGAGGCGAGAUAGCUGCGACUCCAAACUUUUCUUCCAACAAGUCUGGGGAUGACCUGCCCACAGAUGUCAACAUCUUGAGGUUUUUCUUUAACUUGGGCGUUAAGGCCUACUCCAUGCCCAUAUACCCACCAUACCUGUACCUCGUCCCCCUGCAGCAGGCCCAUGCCAUGCAGCCCAAGCCAUCUUCCCGUUCCCCGUCCCCACAGUGCCUUCCCUCUAACACCCCCAGCAACACCCCCACCAACCCGCAGGAGGGCUACCCCCCUCACCAGUACCCUCCCACUGUAGCACCGGUGCCCUCUCAGUAUGACAACCAGGCUGCGCUCGAUGAGCCCCCCCGUCCGGCUGAACCCUCCUUCAACCAGGCCAGGUACCCCAUCACCCAGCCACAACCCCCCAGGAUGCCAUGGCAACAGAUGCCUCCACGAAACCCAAGCUACUCAGUUGGGUAUCUUUCCCCACCUCCGCCGUACCCGGGUCCCCCGCCUUCAUCUCAGGGUUACCACCCAAAUCAGGGCGCGGGGGUCCCGGUGUACCCCACAGCCAUGGGUCCGUACAGCCCCUCCUCUCUGGCAUACCAAACUGCAUCCACCCACCAGGAGCUCCAGGUGAGCCAGGGGGCGAUGCAGCAGCACCAGCUUCAGCCGAUCAACGGGGACACGAUGCCUGGCCACGGGAACAUCCACAUCUCCAGUCCUCUGGAGAGCGCCGCUGCGCCUAAUGUUCCCACUACCAACAGUAACCGAUCAGUGAUGGUCCCAUCCAAUUAUAACUUCAAGAGAGAUCCGGGGGAGAGUUUGACACGAGCAGUGCUCCUGGUGGAUCCGCCACUUAAUGACAUGCCCAUAGUUGCUCUGCUUUCUGACCCGCACAUUAAGGACGUCUCCAUGGGAGCCAUGAAAGGCAGCAGCAGCAGCCCUGGCUCUCCGUCGCAAUACCGUCCCCGGAAACCGGUCCAUGCCACCAACGUGUAUGAACAGAGCCAGAGGGGCAGCUACAUGAAGCCUGUCACCAUGACGGACAAUCAUUCUGUGGGCUGCAGCACGGAGGAUGACUGGGAGGAGGUGGAGGUGUUUAAAACGAUGGUGCCAAACUACAGAGGGCAGAGGAGGCCCUACAGAGGAAGAGGAGGGAGAGGGGGCAGAGGAAGGGGUGGCUACGAUCCAACCAGGGAGGUGUACAGGAGUAGACAGGAAAGAGAUAUGCCGGUGGGGUUUAACUAUAUUCAGCCUAACCCUGCCCACAUGGGAUGGCCUCGCGAGAAAAGGUAUUAGCUCUGAGCCAAUGAGAGAAGAGGACACAGGUGGUGAUUUUUUUUCUUUCUUUCUUUUGCUUUUUUCUGGAGAUCUGAUUGGUGUAGACCGGCAGCCAUGGAAAUGCAGUCUGGACCCGAGUCGGAAAAUCUAUAACUCCAUUUGUGUUUUGCUGCCUCUAAAUCAACAAGCUUAUUGCUUUGUAUCAAAACAUAAACACUAUCCUCCUCUUUUCUUUUAAGUGCAUUAGCAUAACAUGUUAGCACUAUUUCUUAUCACUCAGACGAAUGGAUUCAAUGAAUGUCGAGCUCAAAGUUUGUUUACGAGGAUUGUGAAUGAUUUAAAAAAGUUACCCACUGUGUUGACAUGAUGAAUGUAUGGGUUUCUUUACUGGUUGUGUUUGAGAUUUUGGGAAAUAUGUUUAUUAGCUUUCUUGCCUGAGAGGAAACGCUUUCAUGUCUGUGGCAGCUUAGCUUAGCUUAGCAUAAAGCAACGGAAAAUCAGCAAAGACUAUGAGUAGCAUUUUGCUACAUUAAAAAAACAAUCUAAUGACACUGGCAUAGAACAAUACUCAUUUCAUAAAGAUAUAUAGUAAAAAAGGAUCAGUAAGGCAUAAAUUACCAUUGCUAUAUAAAUACAUUUUAGUAACUCUCUUAAAACCAUACUCUCCCCUCUAUUUCUAUUAUCACAGUUUAAUGCUAGCGGCGGGAAAUCAGUUAUGACUGUAAAGUAUAAUUUUCUAUAUGAUGCAUAAACAAAAAACUUGCAUAAAACCAUACUCUUUCACUUGUACAUAUAGUUAUUUAGCACAGCUUAGCAAAGCUAGUUAGCUAGCUUAGCAAAAAAACCUUGAGGUAUAAAGUAGCAUUUUUCUAUUUCCUAUAUAAAUCAAUCUUUUAGUAACUCUCUUAAAACCAUAUGCUUUUAAAAAAAAUUCUUUCCACUCCUAUUUUUACAUCAAGCUAGUUAGUUGAGCACAAAGCAGUGGGAAAAGCCAUGACUGUCGGGAGAAAGUUAACAUUUUUGUAUAUAAAUAACAUCUAAUAAGUUAAACCAAAUUUUUUCCCACUUUAGUUUUUACACACAGCUAGCUAGCUUAGCACAGGUGAGCCCAUCAAUCCCCAGAUUCAGUUUUUGCAUACACUAACAAGCUUUAAAUGGGCGUGCUCGGCUAGCUGUUUGUGCCCAUGUCUCUAUGCUAAGGUAAGCACAGACACAAAGCGCUCUGUCUGCUCCUCUCUCUAAAAUUAUUUGCAUAAGUCUUCCUCUGAUGAGUCAAAGAUAAAUUUGUCGUGUUUGUUUUUUAUGUCGUUAUAAAUACUGGGAGCUCAGUGGAUCAGUGCAGGGGAAAAAGAAGCAAAAAGCCAAGGGGAGCGAGCUGGAAAGGAGUGUAAGAACUGCUGCUGCUGUUAGCGCCCAUCAGGCUGUUGGUCACUGUGAGUUGUGCUUGGACAUUUUUCUUUCAGGUCCGUCUGCUGGUUUCUGGUCGUCUAUCCUCAGAUCCAGUGCCUUAUGUUUGCUGAGUUUACUUCUCUGUGCUCAGAGAAACACUGCUGUACAGAACAAAAACGUGCUGUUUGGAUUUGAUUUUCUAUGUGGUUGAAUAAAUAAACCUUUGG